GGGUGGGGGAAGCGGGUGAGAGUGUUCUGCGCGUGCGUAUUGUCCGAGGGGGCGCGCCUCGCCGCCAUUUUGUGUGGCCGCCGGGCGGACGCACGGCUGUUUCCGGGUUGGAGGCCCUGGAGCAGAGCGAGAGAGGCUGCAGGUUUAUGUGUGACCAAACAUUUUCUUUACACUGAGCCAGCAGGGAGUGAGGUAAAGAUGCCAAUACCUCCUCCCCCUCCCCCCGGACCACCUCCACCCCCAACCUUCAAUCAGGCAAACACAGAGCCUCCAAAACUGAACAGAGAUGAGCAGCGAGGGAGGGGAGCCUUGCUUCAAGACAUCUGUAAAGGGGCCAAGUUGAAAAAGGUGGCCCAAGUCAAUGACCGGAGUGCACCCAUCCUUGAAAAAUCCAAGGGCAGUGGCAGCUACAGCUCGGGUACAUCUCCCCUGCUGCCAAAGGGGGGACUCUUCCAAGGGGGCGUCCCCAAACUUCGACCUGUGGGAGCAAAAGACAACUCAGAUAGCCCUACUGGGAAGCAGGCACUGCAGGUUCCUGGGUCCAGAUCAGCUGCACCACGGCCCCCUGUGCCUGUCACCAACAGCCGGCCCCAAGAUGACACUGACAACAGUCGGGCUUCUCCCCCUGAGCUUCCACGCAUGCAGAGACCUUCUUUGCCAGACCUUUCACGGCCAAACAGUGCCAGCGGCACUGGCAUGAAACACAGCUCCUCAGCCCCACCACCUCCGCCACCAGGACGCCGAGCCAACGCGCCCCCUGCUCCCCCCUCCAUACACAGCAGCAAAGCACCUUCCUAUAACCGUGAGAAGCCAUUGCCUCCGACUCCAGGACAGCGGCUCCCAGGGGGUCGGGAUGGACCGCCAGCCCCUCCCCCCAUCAAGCCACCCCCUUCCCCAGUGACCAUCCGAACAGGACCAAGCAGCCAGGGCCAGAGUCUGGCACCCCCUCCUCCGCCUUACCGGCAGCCUCCUGGGGUCCCCAAUGGCCCUGCCAGCCCCACCAACGAAUCUGCCCCUGAGCUUCCACAGAGACACAAUUCCUUGCAUAGGAAGACACCAGGGCCUGUGAGGGGCAUGGCGCCUCCCCCACCCCCUUCUGCCUCCCCUUCUCUACAGAGCAAUCGCCCCCCUCCUCCUGCCCGUGAUCCUCCAAGCCGGGGUGCAGCCCCUCCACCACCUCCACCUCUGAUCCGGAAUGGCGGUAGAGAUGCACCUCCACCUCCCCCACCCUAUAGAAUGCAUGGGUCUUCAGAUCCCACGAGCCGCGGAAAGCCGCCUCCACCACCCACAAGAACGCCAGUUGGACCACCACCUCCUCCACCACCAAUGAGAAAUGGACACCGGGACUCAAUCUCCACAGUCAGGUCUUUCUUGGAUGACUUUGAGUCCAAAUACUCCUUCCACCCAGUUGAAGAUUUCCCAGCCCCAGAAGAGUUCAAGCACUUCCAGAGGAUUUAUCCCAGCAAAACAAACAGAGCUACUCGUGGGGCCCCACCCUUGCCUCCUAUCCCCAGGUGAAAAACAGCAGGGUAUCGUUGCACAGCACUGAAUCAAUUGGACCAGUGUUCCUCUCUCCAGAUUCCUCUUCCUUUCCCGUCCUUUAGAAACCUGCAUGAGAAACACACUCCUGUUGUUUGUUCAAUCAUUGCAAGAACCUGGAUGAAUCCACAAUAUCUCACCUCCAUCUAUGCAUUUCACAUCCGGACUUAAAUGGACAUCAUUGGGCACAGCUGGGUGAGAACCUUCUUCUGCAGAUCUGUCAGUGUCUCACUUUCCUUGCUGCUCUUGUCAUGCAGGGAGUCUCCCCAGCUUGUAAACCAUUACCACUCAAGACUGUUUGUUACCUGCACAAGGGUGCAGAGAAUAUUUCCCAGAAAAGCAAGCCAAACAGGACAGGUUUUGGAACUGUGGACCAGGUUGAGCCAAGUCUUUAUAGAUGACCAUGAAAAUGGAGAAUUCCAAUUUAACAGACAGCAUUAAAAGAGUCUAUCUCAUGGACUGAAAUAUCUGUUCAACAGUUGAUUGCAGACACUACAUCCUAACUGAUUAAACUAUAUAACUUGAAGAGGAGAGGGGAGGAAAUGAGUGUAAACACAGCACCCUUUGGAGUGAAUUCUGAGGGAAAUUACACAUGGCAUUACCCAUAGUAGCAAAGAGAUUCAGGCUGUACAGCAGAGUUGUGCACUUACACUGCUGAACUAUUCCUCCUUCUGCAGAUCUAGGGCUGUCAUCUUUGUGUGUUGCUUGCUUCCAGUGGUUGCUCGGAUCUUCAUUCAAGUGACUGUGAUUUCUAACAAUACUGUGCUUGUGCAGUGUAGAAGGCAGACAUUGCAUGUGAAGAAACUAUUACAUCAGGGGGCCACCACUGCCAUGUGCAUUGUAUUCAUAAAUAGCUGGGACUUGGGGGUGGGAGCAACCACUGGAAACAGCAGAGGGGAGGGUGAGGAGAGCUGUCUGAGGUGAGGGUUGGCAGUUCCAUUGGAGAAGUGCAAGAUGAUGGUGCCCAUAGACAAAGGUUGGGGAACAUGGACAGAGGUGCUGCAGUGGUGCAGUGACAAGGUGCUUUAGGCCUGAAGUGGUUUAGAAAUUGACACUGCUUGCCUACCUCUUCAGAAGACUACAUUCUCCUAUUUCCUCAAAUGGUGGGAUGUCCCUGUCUUUAUCCCCUUGUGCUGUGGAUAUCUUGGAAUGAGGCACACCUGUCUGUGUACCUAACCCAACAAUAGCAGGCAUGUGUUUAGUUCACCUUUGGGCUGAAGGGUGGAUGGAUGUUGGCUGCCUGCCCAGCCAAUGGAGGCCCUCAGCGAGGCAUUAGGAGGAGGUGGAAAUGAGAAGCAUUCCACUGGUUAGGAGUAGGAUGUUGUUUCUGCCACCCCCACCCACCCCAGUUAGCGGGUCUGAUUAAAACACUAAUGCUUAAAUUGGCUAUUUUAACCCAAAUCUAAUCCACUCCAGUAAAGACACUUUUAAGGCAAGGGUGAGGGCAAUGGACAUGGAGAAACAGGGCCUGACACCAGGGGGAGACCUUCUAGCACACUUUGAGGUCGGAGCAGCAGUUUGUUUUGCCAGAACGAAAAAGAAUUGUGGGUUGUCCAUGUGUUCCUCGGGGCAAUCACUCUGAAACAUCAGUGUGGGAAUGCGCAGACCUAUCUCAGUGCAUGUACAGCCUGCUUGGGAAAUCACUGUUAGGUUGUUUGCAGCAACAGAGGUAUCCCAUUCAGAGUCUGAAUGCCACAGAACUGGCCUUAAAGCAGAAACAACAUUCCUUGCCUCUUCUGACCCUCUCUCCUCAUUCAUACUCUCCGCAGAGAGUUAUAACACUAAGCCUAGCUAGCUGGUUGAUUGGUUUUGUUUGCCUUACACACUACUUCUGUCGUGAUUGGUACUAGAUUUAUUAUAAUUAUUGUGUAUAUUUACUCUUAAAUAACUUGGGGUGGGGAAAUACAUGUUAUAAUCAUAAAUAUUGAUCUAUUUUGUAUGUUGUAAAAAAUUUGUAAUAUAGGAUCAAUGUGGGCUUGCCAGCCAUAUGCUACAAAGUUCUCUCACCUUCUACUUAUCUUUUGUUUAUGAUGAUGGAAAUUCAUCUGCGUUUAUUUUAACAACUGGGCAGCCCCUCAUGUUGAGGGCCAGUGCUCAGUUGGAGGAAUUUCUAUUUCUUUUUUUUUCUUCUGGAGGAAAAUUAAAUUUUGCCCAGUACAGCUGACUGGGAAAAGAAUUAAAUGCAUUGUGCAUUUGCAGGGGGGCGGGGGUAACUUUUUUAAAAGGUAAUAUUCCCUGUAUUGCUAGCUUCCAGUAAAUAAAUCCUUUUGUUUGGGAAGCAACUGUGAAAGGGGUUUCCUAUGCUUGAAAUGGCAGUGAAAUUAAAACUUAAUAAAAGAGGCACAUGUUUUACUUGCAUGCUCUGGGCCAAAGCACUGCUUUCUCUCCCCCACCCCCACCCCCCGGUGUGUUGGGUUUUUACUGUGGUGUGGGUAGGUGUGUUCGCACUUGCAUUUCUUUACUGCACAAGAGUAUAUGUUUGUACAAGGAAAGGUUAGGAAAAUAUAUUAUACUUAGUAAUUCUUUUCUCUUCCUUCCACCCUGCCAAAGCUCAGGGCAGGUUCAUACAAUAUUUUAAAAACCACAAACUUAAAAUUCACCAUCACAAUCAUUGGAUGAAAAUUUCUAAUUUUACUUUGGCAAAAUAUAUUUGAUCGUGUGCUGAAGGCUACUGCCACAUUUCAUACUGGAAAGAUAGGGCCAAUUAGUAUAUUAAGCAGAACUGAACGCUAAACCGCCCUGAGCCUUUUUGGAAGGGUGGUAUAAAAAUCGAAAGAAUAAAUAAAGCUUAUUCCUGAGCUGUGCCAUGUCAGCGUGUGAGUGAGGGAAACUGCAUGUUUGAAUAUCAGUCCAUUUUUUAAAAGUCCUGUGUACAUUAAAAACACACACCUAGCCUGUUGGUAACAAGGCUCAGCCUAGCAUUUCCAGUUUAUCGUUUGAGGUGCAAGUUAUUUUUUGAUUGGAAUAUUUAAACAUGUUCCCUGCUCUCUGCUCUCUCUUACACAUGUAGGGAUGUGCAUGAACCACAGUUUGAGCACAUUUUGGGAGUGGGUCAUGGGAGCUUUAAGAAAGAGGAGAGCAAGUCCUUAACUACCCUCUGCUGCCCCAUGCAGCUUCCUGCUGGGGCAGCCCAUAUCCCAACAAGCCCUGCUUGGUGUCAGCAUGCACAUGGCAUCCACACAUGCAUGAGCACCAUUUGCGUGGUUGGCAACACCAUACUGGGAUCAGCACCACAUGCCCACACAAUGAAGAUGUUGACUAGCCUGUAGAUACAAAAGACCAUGGAUCAUGCUGAUGCUAAGGCUGGUUGUACCAUAUUUGAGACUGUCUGUGAGCAGUCCUUUAGUGCGUGCCAUGAUUCCAUGUAAAUGCAGACAAUGCUCAGAAGAUGAUCUUGAGGCCACAAUUUGGCUUCCUUCUGCUUCUUUCUUUUUUUUUAAAAAAAACAAGCUUCUAGCCUUUUUGAUUACAAAGAGAUGGCUAGAAAUGUGUGGGCAAUGCCCAGUGGAAUCUCAAAAGCUGAUGGGAAAGGUUUUAUUGCCCUGCAUGGUUCCUUGCCCCUCCCCAUAACUAGGAAUAAUAGAAUGAUGCAAAAUAGCUUUCUAAAAAUUGUAGAAUUAUGCAAAAUGAAAUGUUGCAAAUUUCAUUUCCAUAACUCACAUAGGCUACAGAAUCCCACAUUACUUGAUGUGGAAUUUAGGCUACCCUGGUUCAGUUGUAUGUGGAUUUUUUUUGCAGAACACACCCAACCCUGCUCUUCAAUAUUGCGAUCAUACUACUUCUUUCACUGCAAUUGGUAUGUGAAACUGCACCAAAGGUGUAGUGUGUCCACUGAAAAGGUUUGAAAAGGUGUAGUGUGUCCAUUGUUGAAUAACAAGUUAUCCAACCUUCACUCACUGUGCCUUAUCCUUAAGUGGGUCCCAGUUGGGUUAUUUUGGGAUGUCUGUCGACCUUUACCCUCUUGCUAACUGACAUACACUCUGUAUCCUUUGUGUUAAUGCUUUUGUUGACACUAUUACCCUUAGCUGGGGGAACACUACUGAGAACCACUUCCUGUGGCUUCAAGAAUCAGAAUUUGGGUCUCUUGCACUUUUACCUUGUUUUAAGUCUACCCUUUGUCUUUAAGAUUAAAAACUGUCUUUUGUACACCCUUCAUCCUUUUGCUUUUGUUUGUAAAUGUUCGGGGAAAGGACUUUCUCUGGACUUCAUCAACAAGUGAAAGAAUCCCAGGAUUCUCUAGUCUUUUGCUUGUGGGCAUGUUUGACUUGCACCAUCUGAGCUUGCAUAACAUUCUUACAUAAUUUUCUUACCCCAUUAAAAUAUGAGAUUAAAGGUAGAGUGUGCCAUGGAGUCAGUGUCGACUCCUGGCAACUACAGAGCCCUGUGGUUUUCUUUGGUAGAAUACAGGAUGGGUUUACCAUUGCCAUCUCCCAAUAGUGUGAGAUGAUGCCUUUCAGCAUCUUCCUAUAUUGCUGCUGCCCGAUAUAGGGGUUUCCCUUAGUCUGGGAAACAUACCAGCAGGGAUUCAAACUGGCAACCUCAUGCUUGCUAGGCAAGUCAUUUCUCACUGUGCCAUGAGAUUAGCUGUGGGGAAAUCUCCAAGAAAUGCUCUUCAUGUGGUAUUUAGAGGAGCUACUUGUUUCUCUUUUCAAUUUGAUGCUCUUGCCAUUAAAAUGGUCACGAUGUAUGAAGCUAGAUCUUUUUUUAAUACUAGGAAUCCCUCUCUCCAAAACUUUUUUUGAAUGGGAUCUCUGAAGAGCGUUACCUGCCAGUUCCUUUACAAGUAAUUUGCUGUAAAGUAAAGGUAAAGUGCCAUCAAGUCAGUGUCGACUACUGGUGGCCACAAAGUCAUGUGGUUUUCUUUGGUAGAAUACAGGAGGGAUUUACCAUUGCCAUCUCCUGCACAGUAUGAGAUGAUGCCUUUCAGCAUCUUUCUAUGUUGCUGCUGCCCGAUGUAGAUGUUUCCCAUAGUCUGGGAAACAUACCAGUGGGGAUUCGAACCAGCAACCUUUUGCUCCCUAGGCAAGUUACUUUCCCGCUUACUGUAAGCAGUACUUAAAAUGUGAGUUAAUAGAAAGGAUGGCUGCUGCUUAGAGGGCUUUGGUGUAAGAGUUGGUGAGUAGCUGUGUUGCAAAAGACACAAUGAAAUCUCCAUUACUUGCCUAAUCAUCUGAUCUUGUAAGCGAAGCAGGGUCCAAUCUGGUUGGUACUCAGAUGGGACCAUAUCUGGGAAGAUGAGGUGUCAUAGGCUUAUCUAUAUUCUGAUUUUUAUGGGUGGAGAGAUGGUCUUGUAGCAAGCAUGAACUUGGCCCCUUUACUAAGAAGGAUCUGCCCUGGUUUGCAUUUGCAUGAGAUGUGUGAGCACUCACAGAUAUUCCCCUUGGGAUGGGGCUGCUCUGGGAAGAGCAUCUGCAUGCUUGCAUACAGAAGGUUCUAAGUUGCCUCCCUGGCAUCUUCUAGAUAGGGCUGAGAGAUUCCUGCCUGCAACCUUGGAGAAGCUGCUGUCAGUCUGUGUAGACAAUACUGAGCUAGAUGGACCUAUGGUCUGACCCAGUAUAUGGCAGCUUCCUAUGUUCCUAGCAGCAGAUGGUACAUUUGCAUCUCCCCUCCCUUCCUCCUGAAUCCAUGCCUUUCAUCAGAAUCCAGUUUUAAUAAGCAAGUUACUAGUUGUCAUUGUUCUUGUAGAGAUGAGGGUUUAAGGUGAAGGUAUUAUCUGCUGAGGCUUCUUGAGAGGCAGGUUGGAGAGGGUGAAAGAAGGAUUUUGCUCUAUUCUCUACAUACUGUGUUCUACAGUGCCCCCUUCCCUUUUACUGUUUCACUACUUUGCAAGACACUGUAUCGGACUCACAGUAAGUGGGUGCUGUUUUUACUAAAAUUGUAAUUGCAUCUGCUGAUGCAGAAUAGUCUGUCCAUGAUCUAAUAAAUUAAUCAAAUACAAA
Hemicordylus capensis (graceful crag lizard) is the source of this 7478-nucleotide messenger RNA. RefSeq names its product WAS/WASL interacting protein family member 2 (gene WIPF2). Bases 199 to 1518 code for a protein of 439 amino acids. The transcript has 8 exons. Lineage: Eukaryota; Metazoa; Chordata; Lepidosauria; Squamata; Cordylidae. The record is from RefSeq and is a predicted model, not a curated record. Gene Ontology annotation, molecular function: actin binding.